CUCUCUUUCCUGAGCUACCUCUCUGUCCUGAGCUACCUCUCUGUCCUGAGCUACCUCUCUGUCCUGAGCUACCUCCUAAAUCAUGUGGGGGCCUUGGGGAGGAUUCUUAGGCCAAGGUCGUGGGCGAGGGUCGCCACUCAAAGGACGCUAAGGAGGGGGACAAAGACAGUGGUGGAGUGGUGUCCUCGUCCUGUGCCGGAGCCGCCACUGCGGACAGAUGCCCACCCAGACCCUCCUCUUGAGUUUUAGGGGUGCGUUCGGAGUCCGCACCUCAGGAGGGGGGUACUGUAACGUCCUGACCAGAGUUCUUAUGUGUUUUGCUUGUUUAGUGUUGGUCAGGACGUGAGCUGGGUGGGAAUUCUAUGUUGUGUGUCUAGUUUGUCUGUUUCUGUGUCCAGCCUAAUAUGGUUCUCAAUCAGAGGCAGCUGUCAAUCGUCGUCCCUGAUUGAGAAUCAUAUAUAGGUGGCUUGUUUUGUGUUGGGGAUUGUGGGUGGUUGUUUCCUGUCUUUGUGUUUUGUCUGCACCAGCUAGGACUGUGAUGGUUAGUUUGUUUUGUCAUUUUGUAUAGUGUCUUGUUUUGUGUUAAUUAAAUCAUGGAAAAUUACCACGCUGCACAUUGGUCCUCAGAUCCUUCUCGCCUCUCCUCGUCUGAGGAGGAGGACGACUUAGACUGCCGUUACAGAGGCACAAGGCAGGCACCAUUUAUUUUGUCAGAAAGCGGGAGAGCAUUGCUGAUGCUAAUGAAUGCAAUCAGAACAGAGUAUGAAAUUCUUCAACUUUUUUAAUGAUGAGAAGUGACGAUGAGAUUUUCUAAUUUCUAUAUUUGGGCCUGUAGGGAGAAUGUUCUUCUUGCUCUUGGUCUUCAAAGUGUAAUAGGCAGUAACGUUAGCCUUCAGGGUGGUAUGACGCUGUGAGUGACUGCCUCCCUGAAAUGUACUGUACUAAAGCUGUGUAAACAAAGAAUAAUAGCAUGAGCAGUAUACUGCAGUAUAGCAAACCCUCAAGCUGGUAAAUCACUAUGGUAAAACUGCUGUGAGGAGUAAUGUAUGAAAAGGUAAUACAUAACCAGUUUUAACGUAGGUUUGAUUCUAUCCUCCUCUGGUCUCUGUCUGGGAGUUGGUCUAAUGGGGUCAGUACUGUUAUUUAAAUGUGUUAGGCAUGAGUCAUCAACCUUAUUGUGAACAGUCUUGUAUGAGUAGAAUAAAGCUGUGCUGGACUGUAUUUACACUGAAUGACCAGCAGUUUUAUAACGUUAGCAAUGAGUGGCUCUCCUGGGUGUCAGUUUACUUAAGCCCACCCCAGCGUGAACACUGCUAUUAGAGCAGGAUUAAGACCUGCUACAAAAAACCCUGGCUACUACAUACACACACACACACACACACACACACACACACACACACACACACACACACACACACACACACACACACACACACACACACACACACACACACACACACACACACACACACACACACACACACACACACAUACACACCCCUUGCCCUGACUCCACUGCUCACACUGCAGUGGUUCUGAGGUGUGGGGAGUAAAGCACUAUUUGAAUACUGCAGGCUAAUUAAAUGUUAGUCGUUAAACCAUCCCUUGCUUGGCUGUUUUCACCCUGUAGAGAGAGAGAGAGAGAAAGGUAAAAGGGGGGGCGAUAGGGGACAGAUGGAGUGGGAGAGAGAGGAGAGACAAUAGGGAGACCUUCGGGAGUACGCCAUCACCACGAUCAAACCAAGCUGCUUGUAUUUGAAACAUGGACUAAUAGCUUUGCUGAGGAUUACAUUAUGACUAAAGUUGGCAGCCGACUCGUGCCUAUAUAGGGAUUGAAGGAGACUAACUAACUAAUUAAAAGUAUGAAAAGACAUGCUGAUUGUGAAUGACUUCCUUGGGUUCUGGUGGGACUACUGUUGAUCUCAAGCUGUUCAAGCAGUUCAUUUAAAAAAAGACGUGGCGAAGCAAAUCGGUUACUGAUUGCAAUGAAUACGCUCUGCAAGGCACGCCAGGAGAAAGCAAUUCUGUCUCACUAACAACACUCUGCCUGCCGGGGUCAGAGUGGAGAACAACACCACAGCUUUUAUUUGCUGUUAUGCUUUCCUUCUUUAAUCCAUGAUUAAAACCAAACCAAGUAAUAUACUGGCUGGCUGGCCAUCUGUACCUUGGCCUCGCAACUCCAGAACGUGUCACUGUUUCUAUGGUAACCCACUCUUGCCCUCAAAAGUUACACAGUGGAGAAUAUUUUUUUUUCUAAAAGAAGCAUCGAUCUUUCUUUAUUCUCUUUGUGCAUGCAUCCUUCCUUUUAUUUGUCUGCAGAGAGAGAGAUUGCUAAACAAAGUGUGACAUGGUUUUGGUCCUGCUGUACAUACCUACAUGUACACUACGGUCACAAGACACAGGCCUCCCUUAUGUCCAUAGAAUUUCUUAGCAAACAGCCGGAUGCAGGGCUUUCUCCUAUAGAGCUUCAUUUUUAUGGAAUGGUCUGCCUAUCCAUGUGAGAGACGCAGACUUGGUCUCAACCUUGAAGUCUUUUUUGAAGACUCAUCUCUUCAGUAGGUCCUAUAAUCAGCCUGGUCUCAGAGUAGUAAGUUGGUGGUUUGCGGAUAUCCUUUUAGUGGUGUUGGGGCUGUGCUUUGGCAAGGUGGGUGGGAUUAUAUCCUGCCUGGUUGGCCCUGACCGGGGGUAUCGUUGGACAGGGCCACGGUGUCUCCCGACCCCUCCUGUCUCAGCCUCCAGUAUCUAUGCUGAAAUAGUUUGUGUCGGGGGGCUAGGGUCAGUCUGUUAUAUCUGGUGUAAUUAUCCUGUCUUAUCUAGGACCAUGCCUCAGGACUACCUGGCCCGAUGACUCCUUGCUGUCCCCAGUCUACCUGGUCGCUGCUGCAGUUCCAACUGUUCUGCCUGCGGCUAUGGAACCUUGACCUGUUCACCGGACGUGCUACCUUGUCCCGGACCUGCUGUUUUCGACUCUGUCUCUCUACUGCACCUGCUGUCCCAAACUCUGAAUGCUUGGCUAUGAAAAGCCAACUGACAUUUACUCCUAAGGUGCUGACCUGUUCCACCCUCUACAACCACUGUGAUUAUUAUUAUUUGACCCUGCUGGUCAUCUAUGAACGUUUGAACAUCUUGGCCAUGUUCUGUUAUAAUCUCCACCCGGCACAGCCAGAAGAGGACUGACCACCCCUCAGAGCCUGGUUCCUCUCUAGGUUUCGUCCUAGGUUCUGGCCUUUCUAGGAAGUUUUUCAUAGCCACCGUGCUCCUACAUCUGCAUUGAUUGCUGUUUGGUGUUUUAGGCUGGGUUUCUGUAUAGCACUUUGUGACAUUGGCUGAUGUAAAAAGGGCUUUAUAAAUACAUUUGAUUGAUUGAGAGAUUGACUAACUAAACUUCCAUUGUUGAAUGUGCCAAACACACACAAGUUCCCUCGCAGGAAAAAAAAGCUUUAGUUGUAGAAGGGCCAAGAGACCAGAGUUGGCAGAAUGUGGUGCUAGAGUUGCAGUUGUCCAGACCGGAGAUGUCAUGUGCCUGGAUUAGGACCUGUGGCCCUUCCUCUGUGAGACAUGGUCAUACCCUACGAAUGUUGUAGAGCAUGAACAUGCAGGACCGAGUCACUGCUUUGAUGUUUGCAGAGAACAUGUUGUCCAGGGUCAUGUCAAGGCUUUUUUAACUCUGGGAGAGGGACACCGUGAAGUUGUCAACCAUGAUGGAGAGGUCUUUGAGCAGGCAGGCCUUCCCCAGGAGGAAGAGCAGCUUCUUCUUGUCUGUUGAGCUUGAAGUGGUAGGCCGACAUCCAAGCUGAGAUAUCUGCCAGGCACACAGAGAUGCAUGUCGCCACCUGAGUGUCACAAGGGGGAAGGAGAAAAGUAGUUGAGGAUCAUCCGCAUAGCAAUGAUAGGAGAUAUCAUGUGAGAAUAUGACAGAGCUGAGUGUCUUGGUGUAUAGAGAGGAGGAGAGUGCCUAGAACCAAGCCCUGGGUGACACCAUUUAUGAGAGUACGUGGUGCAGACACAGAUCCUCUCCACUACACCUGGUAGGAGCGGCCUGCCAGGUAGAAUGCAAUCCAAGAGUGUGCAGAACCUGAGACACCCAGCCCUGAGAGGGUGGAGAGGAGGAUCUGAUGGUUCACAGUGUCGAAGGCAACGGAGAGAUUUAGGAGGAUGAGAACAGAGGAGAGAGAGUCCGCUUUGGCAGUAUGAAGAGCCUGUGUGACACAGAGAAGAGCAGUCUCGGUUGAGUGACCCAUCUUGAAGCCUGACUGGUUAUGGUCAAGAACGUCGUUCUGAGAGCGAUAGCGAGAGAGAUGAUCAAAUACAGCAUGCUCAAGGGUUUUGAAAAGAAGGAAGGAAUACCGGUCUGUAGUUUGAGUCAGAGUGUUGGUUUCUUAAAAAGGGGAAUGACUGCCAGUAGUCAGGGAUAAGUUGAUGAGGAAAGUGAGGAAUGGGAUAAGGUCUCCAGGGAAGGGAAGAGGUGAUGGGGUCAAGUUGGCAGGUUCUUGGGUGGACGGACCUCGCUAGUCGCAAGAUUUAAUCUGCAGAGAGAGGUGAGAAUGAGGUCAAGGCGCAGGGUAGUUCUGUGUGAGAGUGAACAGUGGAUUCAAUAGGCUGAGUGAAUGAGGAGCAAAUGUCGUUAAACUUCUUUUCAAAGAGGUUGACAAAGUCGUCCGCAGAGAGGGAGGAGGGAAAGGGAGGGACGGAGGUUUAAGGAGGGAGGAGAAGGUGGAAAAUAGUUUUCUCGGUUAGAGACAGAAGGUUAUAAUUUAGAGUAAUACAAAGUGCAUACAGAGCAACAGAAGGUCGAGAGGAGGGAAUGGAAGGAUGAUAGGUCCUCUGGAAAUGUAGUUUCCCUCCAUUUUCGCUCAGCUGCCCGCAACCCUGUUCUGUAAGCAGUGAGACACUCAGCCAAUGUUUCAGGAGGGGAGGGCCAAGAUGGGUAGGAGGAAAGGGGACAGUGCGAGUCAUAGGAUGCGGGAAGCGAUGAGAGUAGGGUUGAAGAGGCAGAAUCAGGAGAGAGGAGGGAGAAGGAUUUAGCAGAAGGGAGAGAUGAUAGGAUAGAAGAGGAGAAAGUAGUGGGAGAGAGAGAGAGAGAGUGAAGAUUGCGACAUGGUGCAUGACCAUCUGGGUUGGGGCUGAGUGGCUAGGGUUGGAGGAAAGGAGACAGAGAAGGAAACAACAUGACCAUCUGGGUAGGGGCUGUGUGGCUAGGGUUGGAGGAAAGGGAGACAGAAAAGGAAAGUAGUGUGAAGGAUUAGUAGGCGAACAGCAUCUUGUAAAGAUGAGGUCAAGCAUAUUGCCAGCCUUGUAAGUGGGAGGGGACUGGCAAAGGGUGAGGUCAAAAUAGGCAAGAAGGGGAAACAGAGUUGGAAAGAAAUGACUUGAAGGCAGUCAAGAGGUUGGUCUCCAAGGUACGAGUGACAGUGACAGCAUGGAAUUCAAAUGAGGAGAUGGACAGGACCUAGUACGAGCCGGUGGUCAACUCCAAGGGAAGAGCCUCAGGUUGGUGACCUUGCUGACCUUGCUCCAUCCGCUCUCUCUGGUCUUCCACCUAGUUCUCUAGAUCUCCUGACAACACCACUCUCUCGACUCUUCCCGUUGACACGGCACUAUACCCAGGGGUGCUAACCCUGUCCACCUCCAUCUCUGGUUUCCUGGACCCACCGCUCCACCAGCAACCCUUCCCCUCCCUGAGCCGAGAUAUAGAUGUCUGUGCCCUCGGCCUUGGAGUUCCACUGGCAGAGCCUGGCUCGGCUGCCAAGCGGGCGUGUCUACCACUCCCUGGCGGAGGUAGGGGGGCAGAUGUACAUGCUGGGGGGCUGUGAUGCUGCAGGGAGGCCCUCCCCAGCCCUGGAACUCUACUCUCCAGAGGGAGACCAGUGGCUGAGCUUGCCCCCCAUGCCCACCCCUCGGGCGGGUGCGGCCGUGGCGGUGCUGGGCAAGCAGAUCCUGGUGGUGGGUGGUGUGGGGGAGGACCAGCGCCCUCUCAAGGUGGUGGAGGUGUACAACACAGAGGAGGGGAGGUGGAGGAAGAGGAGCGCCCUCAGAGAAGCACUGAUGGGGGUGGCCGUCACUGUAAAAGAUGGGCGUGCGUUGGCAGUGGGUGGUAUGGGUUCAGACCUGCUCCCUCGUAGUAUACUACAGCAGUAUGACCUGAGGAAGAAUGUGUGGGCACUACUGCCCCCUAUGCCCACACCGCGAUAUGAUGCUACAGCACACCUACUGGGCAACAAGAUCUACGUGGCAGGUGGGCGUCAGUGUAAGCGCACAUUGAAGGUCUUUGAGGUAUUUGAUUCAGAGACACGCUCCUGGAGUACACUACCCAACAUGCCGUGUAAACGUUCGUACGGUGGCGUGUUCUGGGACAGUUCGGGGAGGCUGUGUCUGCUGGGGGGGCUAAGGAAGGGAGGAGGCCACCAGAGCUCCAAGUUCACCAAGAAUGUCAACAUCUUUGAUACUAACCAGGGGUUGUGGUUGAAGUCAGAGGACACUGUGGCCAUGAAGACUAAGAGGGCUGACUUUGCCUCGUCUUUCCUCAGGGGCAGGAUGGUCGUAGCAGGAGGACUCGGUCACCAGCCUUCAGUUCUGGACACUGUGGAAGCCUUCCACCCUCAGAAGAGGAAGUGGGAGAGACUGGCUCCCAUGGCAAUGGCGCGAUGCUCUGCCUCGUCUAUCGUCAUCAGGGACCGCUUGCUGGUGGUGGGAGGAGUCAACCAGGUGCUGGAAUAUUGCUGUGCUUGUUGUCACACACACACACACACACACACACGUCAUUUACUAACUGUCUCUGUCUAACUGU
Molecule: messenger RNA, 6787 nt
Organism: Salvelinus fontinalis (brook trout)
Lineage: Eukaryota; Metazoa; Chordata; Actinopteri; Salmoniformes; Salmonidae
Product: kelch domain-containing protein 8A-like
Exons: 7
Coding region: 5695-6783 (362 amino acids)
Molecular function (GO): protein binding
Source: RefSeq, a predicted model, not a curated record